Molecule: messenger RNA, 846 nt
Organism: Gryllus bimaculatus (two-spotted cricket)
Lineage: Eukaryota; Metazoa; Arthropoda; Insecta; Orthoptera; Gryllidae
Source: the annotation of a GenBank genome assembly
AUGAGAAGUUAUGAAGUAUAUACGGGGGCGUUGGCGGAAGUCACAAAAUGCGGUAACACUCCACUCUCCGACGCACAAGUGCGAAUUGGGGCGAAACGUUUAACGAAGGCGCCCCGGGGCCCUAAGGGCCGGACACCGCCGCCUCCAGCCGACAUGAAUUCACGCAGCGCCUGCGGCUCUUGCGGCUACUGCGCCGAGAUGGAUGGGGCACAGAGAGAGGACGGCCAAGGCUUCAAAGAGGCGGCGGCGGCGGUGACUGAGGCAAAGUACACGGAGAGGGGGCAACAAUCGAACAAGAAAAAUGAGGAGGAGAGGAUGAGAAUAUGGAGAAAGAUGAAGAGGCAGAUGAAUGGGAGGGGGAAGAGUAGUAAGAGAGGAGAGGAGGAAGGAGGUGCACGAGGAAGAUGGGGGAAAAUACGGAGAAGGAAGAAUAAGAAGGAAGAGAGGAAGGGAGAGAGGAAGAGGAGGAGGAGAGGAGAAGGAGGAGCUGGAAGGAGGCGGAGGACACGGCGAGGUCGUGAGGGUGGCGGCGGUGGCUGCGUUCAUGGUUCCUCGAACGGACUGACGCAGGCACUUGGAGCGUACACACAGCGGGCGCAUUUAAGCGCUGCCUCCCUCAGCAUCUGCACCAUGCGCAACGGCGGCGUGCUUCUCUUCCUGACGGUGGCGGCGCUGGCCGCGCUCUGCGUCGCCGCGCCUUCCGGCGACGGCGGGGCCGAAUCCUAUCCUCAGGGCGGGCUCCGAGGUGUCAUACCAAUGCAACACGUGCACGUGCACCCAGGACGGCACGGGCUACGCGUGCACGCGCCAGCUCUGCCCCCCUCCAGAGCGCGAGCGGAGACGUAA